UGAUGAACAACCUUCAGGUACGGAUGUUUUUUUAAAUUAGACUUUAAAAUGAAUCGAUAAAAAAAAUUAUAGGUUUGAGUUUUCCGAACCUACAUGGACACUACUUUGAGAAAUAUUUUCAAGUGAAUACUAUUUUAGUAAUUUCUUUAUUUUUGAACACUAAUUCGGCAAAUCGUUCUUGAGAAAGAAGAAAAGAUAUUCAUUUUUUUUUUUUUUGAACGGGAAGAAAAGAUGAUCAUGGAAAACAAUUUAAUCACAAUUUUUUUCUUGAAAGAUUUUAAAACACGAUUUAAUGAUGAUUAAAAUGUGACAAAAGUAAUGGACUAAGUCAAUAUUUUCAUAAAUCUCAACAAUAAAGAUUGCUUCAUAUCAUUCCUCAAACAAGAUAAGAAAACAAGCUACAUUUAGAAAUAAAAAAGGAAAGAAAAAAAAAAAAGACAAGUUGGACCGAACUAGUAGUACUAGGUUAAACUAUUCCUAAAAUUUAAUCUGUCAACGGUUAAACUUCAAAAAUAACCGUGUAGCAAAAAACCGUGAUAACUUUAACUAAGUCAUUUUAUCUCCAUCUACUUCGGUUAUAUAAAGACUGUUUCAUAUCACACAAAAAAUAAAAAAUAAAUAAACAACAACAAAAAAAAGCAAACAUAUUAUCAUUGAUUUUGUUUCCAGAAACUCUGUUCCUUGUAUUUUUAAACUUUUGUAAGGCCUCAAAAAUUCUGUUCAAUAUCAGAGUUCGUGGAAGAGGGGGUUUGGUGAAAUGACCCUUAAGGGUGGCACCAACCAAGCAUGCGCUGCGUGCAAAUACCAGCGGCGGAAGUGUGCACCGACGUGUGUUCUUGCCCCCUACUUCCCUGCUGAUCAACAUAAGAUGUUUCUGAAUGUUCACAAACUCUUCGGAGUUAUGAAAAUUCAGAAACUACUACAUGUGCUACCCCCAAGCACACAUGGUGAAGCAAUGGCAUCCAUCAUUCACCACGCAGAUAUACGGGAUCGUUAUCCGGUGCAUGGAUGUCUUGGGGUGAUUCAUGCUUUGCUAAAUCAAAUUUGGCAGUGUCAGGCAGAGCUUUUUGAUGUUCAGUCCAUGCUAAAGGUAUUCCGCCAGCAACAUGAACAGCAGCAACAGGUGCCAUCAGAUGGUGUUCCGAAGGAAGACUUUAAUGGGGCGUCACAAUUACAAAUGGAGAUGGCGAAUAUGGUGCCAGUUUCCCAGAGUCACUCGUACUCCAGCAGUAGUAGUCCCUGUAAUCCUACUUAUCUUGACGUCAAAGUUACUUCGGUGAACUCCUUGUGGAACCAACAAGGAGAAGGUAAUGAUAGUAACAACAGUGAGAAUGAGAAAAUAAUGCCUGCACAGUCAAAGAUGGUGGUCACUCCAGAACCACUGGCUGUUCAGAAGGAAUCCUUUCAAAAUUACGACAUGCAUCCGUAUUUUGACACCAUUGAUGACAGACAAUCAUAUGUUGAUACUAAGGAUGCAUAUGAAUCAAGGUAA
Messenger RNA from Chenopodium quinoa (quinoa), 1492 nucleotides. Its product is annotated as LOB domain-containing protein 27-like. The record is from RefSeq and is a predicted model, not a curated record. The transcript has a single exon. NCBI's taxonomy places the organism in Eukaryota, Viridiplantae, Streptophyta, Magnoliopsida, Caryophyllales, Amaranthaceae. Bases 758 to 1492 code for a protein of 244 amino acids.